GGAAGAGUAGCUGCUGCCUUGGCAGCAGCUAAUGGGGAUCCAUGAUACAUACAAAUACAAAUACACUUAAACUGUAUAGCUGAAGCUGAAAGAAGUAGCAGAUGGGGGGAUGUGGAUGUUCUGAUUUGAUCAGCAUGACCUCAGACCGACCACUCAACCUAUUUUAGGCAUUGUACUAUACUUUAAUACAAUUCUAUAUGACGUGACAUAGUAGAAGAUUAUAAUGCUAUGAUGUUAAUCAGUAAUGUGCUCCCAUAAAGCCAGCCGGUGACUAACGUCAUAUAGUUGGAUCAGCUAUAUAGGUAUAGAAACUAGGUUCUUCUAGAGUUACAUUAUGAAAGGUUCAGAGAGAGUUCAAAAUGUUUGAAAGAGAAAGACAGAGAAAAGGGAGGAGUUGCCUGUUUUUACUGUUCUAUGUAUAUUUUGGGUAUCAUAUCUCUCUCAAAUUAUAUACGCACGUGUCACACAUCUGAGACCCCUGUGCUGAGUUAAUGAAUUCAAACAUGAGUGAUAAUCAGUAACACAGCAUUAGGACUUAGUCUUGGUGACUUGCAACUGACACCCGGUCAACUGGGUCAUACUCAGAGUUCUAUAGAUAUAUUUUGGCCUCCUCUAGAGCUGGACACCAUGUUGCUACCUCAUAUAAAAUUGCAUGAAUCCAUUCAUGAUGUGUGUGUGUUUCUGUGUGCCUGUCUGUCUGCCAGCUUGCCUGCCUGUCAGAACCUCUGGACUGAACCAUGAGUUCUUGCGUGACCCUGUCGUCAGGGCAUAAGAUUCCCUUGGUGGGGCUGGGCACCUGGAAGAGCGCCCCCGGACAGGUGAAGCAAGCGGUGCUGACAGCUCUAGACUGUGGCUACAGACACAUUGAUUGUGCUGCUGCAUACAGUAAUGAGCAGGAGGUCGGAGAGGCACUGGCUCUGAUGCUGGGACCAGGAAAGGCCCUGCAUCGUGAGGAUGUGUUUCUGACCUCUAAGCUGUGGAACACCCAGCAUCACCCUGACGAUGUAGAGACAGCCUGUAGGAAGAGUCUAAUACACCUGGGACUGGACUACCUGGACCUCUACCUCAUGCACUGGCCCAUGGCCUUCCAGCGUGGGACAGAGCUGAUGCCCAAGCGGGCCGAUGGGAGUGUGUGUUACGAUGACAUACACUACCGGGAAACCUGGGUUGCCAUGGAGAGCCUGGUUGAUAAGGGGCUGGUCCGAGCCAUCGGUCUGUCCAACUUCAACGCCAGACAGACAGACGAUGUCAUCAGCAUCGCCAAACACAAGCCUGUAGUCAACCAAGUGGAGUGUCACCCAUACCUGUCCCAGGCCGAGCUGCUGAGUCACUGCAGGUCGGUAGGUGUGUGUGUGAUGGCCUACAGCCCUUUGGGUAGUGGUGACCGGCCCUGGGCCUCGCCUGAUGAACCCUGCCUGCUGCAGGACCCUGGACUGGGGGCUAUCGCCCUCCGCCACAGCAUGACCCCUGCUCAGGUCAUACUCAGGUGGCAGGUACAGAGAGGGGUAGUCUGCAUCCCCAAAAGUGUCACCCCCUCCAGGAUCCAGCAGAACCUACAGGUGUUUGACUUCUCUCUGUCGGAUGAAGACAUGAAGCAGAUCGAGUCAUUCAACAGAAACAAGAGGUACAUCGUCCCAGCUGUGGAGAGGGACGGAAAGAGAGUUUGGAGGGACGCAGAGCACCCCCAUUUCCCCUUCAACGAUCCGUACUGACCCCACAUCUAGAGACAGAUCAACUGACCCCACAUCUAGACACAGAUCAACUGACCCCACAUCUAGACACAGAUCUACUUGUUUAAUUUCUACACAACUCCUGACUGGAGUUACUAGGCCUAGUCACUAGAGAUUUGAAUAUUUGAUUACAGAAGAAUCAUCUGUACUGCAGUUCAUGUUCCCUUAGUAAGAGUUGAAGUACAUACACCAUUCUAAAUUAUCCAGAAUUCAAUAUUAGCAUGAAAAUGUAUUUGCUACUAAUCCUUGAUUUUGUUCCACUCCAACUGAUCUUGUGUUCCGAUGUAUGGAUAUCUAAUAUGUGAGCUCAUUGGACAAAUAAAGAAAGCAUUAUAAUAUCA
Coregonus clupeaformis (lake whitefish) is the source of this 2071-nucleotide messenger RNA. RefSeq names its product aldo-keto reductase family 1, member A1a (aldehyde reductase) (gene akr1a1a). The transcript is spliced from 9 exons. Bases 738 to 1712 code for a protein of 324 amino acids. Gene Ontology annotation, biological process: aldehyde catabolic process. Gene Ontology annotation, cellular component: cytosol. Lineage: Eukaryota; Metazoa; Chordata; Actinopteri; Salmoniformes; Salmonidae. Gene Ontology annotation, molecular function: aldose reductase (NADPH) activity. The record is from RefSeq and is a predicted model, not a curated record.